Messenger RNA from Trichomycterus rosablanca, 1648 nucleotides. RefSeq names its product mitochondrial ribosomal protein S35 (gene mrps35). The record is from RefSeq and is a predicted model, not a curated record. The transcript is spliced from 8 exons. Gene Ontology annotation, molecular function: structural constituent of ribosome. Lineage: Eukaryota; Metazoa; Chordata; Actinopteri; Siluriformes; Trichomycteridae. Gene Ontology annotation, cellular component: mitochondrial small ribosomal subunit. Gene Ontology annotation, biological process: mitochondrial translation. Bases 27 to 1043 code for a protein of 338 amino acids.
GGGUGACAUUGCCUGAAACAGUCAUCAUGGCUGCCUCCACGUUUUGCCCAGUUUUGAUGCCCUUAUGCCGAUUAAACUGUAAAGUUAACGGGUUUUACAAACUUAUUUUACUUGACCAAAGAGCUGCGAUAUCCAUAGGACCAUUAACAAGCAAUGGCGUCGGGAGCCAAGUUUUGGCAGAGAGAGGCGGCAGAGGACCGAGGAGACCCAGGCGGGAGGCUGGUGAACCCCGGACAGAGCGGAUGGCAGUGGAUCAGGACUGGACCACAGUUUAUCCGACUGCAAAGUCUUUUAAACCUGAUGCUAUUCCACUGCCAGUAAGGAUGGGCUACCCAGUAAAGAGAGGUGUACCACCAGAGAAAAAGGGCAAUCUUGAACUAAUAAAGAUUCCAAACUUCCUACAUUUAACCCCAGCUGCCAUCAAGAAACACUGUGAAGCCCUGAAACCGUUUUGCACAGAGUGGCCUGUUGCUCUGGACUCUAAUGCAAAGUGUAAGCAGCAUUUUCCCAUCCAGGUGCAGACUAAGGACUAUGUGUCUGCUGGAUUAUCACUGAGAAACCCUGACUCUAGAAUUGUUACACUUACUGUAAAGCUGUCCAGCCUGAAUUUAGAUGACCAUGCCAGGAAGAAGAUGAUCAAACUAAGUGGCGAGCGUUACAACGAAAAAACGGACAUACUCACUAUUAUGACUGACAGUUGUCCAAUGAGGCAGCAGAACCAUGACUAUGCCAUGUACCUGCUCACUGUUCUGUACCAUGAAUCCUGGAAAACAGAGCCAUGGGAAAAGGAAAAGACACGUGCUGACAUGGAGGAGUACAUUUGGGAGGGCAGCCCAUCCCAGAGGAAUAUUCUAGAAACCUUACUGCGCAUGCAGCCUCUCAGAGAAAAGCCUGAGGAGGACGAGGGAGUGCGGGAGGAGCUGCUGGGUCGAGCAGAAGUGCAGGAGUACAAAGACUCUGUAACCCAGCUGAAAAAUGAGGGAGAGACUGAAAGUAACAUGCAACGGUACAAAGAAGCAGUGAAGAAACUGCUUAACAUCUAAACAUAAACACAGAGGAAGUGGAAGAUAAUGGAAUUAUUAUCAUCCUUCCUACUCAUCAUGCGGAAAUUCUUAAGUUUAGUGAUGUGGAAGGGUGUUCAGGAUGUACAUGCUGACAAGCCAUUUGAUUUUCUGUUUACUGCUUGUUAUACAUUUAUACUGGUAAACAUAAUGCACAUCUGUUUUGCAUCCAUCAGCUUUUUUAAGCAGUAAAAACUACAUGUUUUUUGCCAUUUAUUUUAGGAUUAAUAUUGAAAAACAAACUUAAACGAUUUUGGAUGGAGUAAAAAAUAUACACUAUAAAGCUUAGCUCUGUAUGUAAAUGUCAAUAAAAUAGAAAGCAGUUAAUGGUAAAUCUCCUUCAACUUGUAUUUAUCCUGAAAAAAAAAAAUCACUGAUGGAUGGCCAAAAGCUUUGAUCCCUUGGACAUCAAUCCAUUAGAGACAUGCAUGCUUCUGUGACUGAUAUCACCUCAUAGACUCAGGAAUAAAUUAUGUACCGCUGCUUUAUCCUGGUAAGGUUUAUGGUGACCAAACACACACACACCUUUGAAUGACUGUGUAAUCAAAAUGUUCAGUUGCUAAAUUCACCUGCCUGCAGUCCAGACC